AUGUCUCGGGAGUAUGCGGUUUUUCAAUGUUAUCAAUGUUCUGCCUUCAGCGUCAAUCAAAUAACAAAGAAUAGAAAAUGGAAAUGCAAGCUUUGUGGGUCCCAACAAAGUAUUCGCAAAAUGUAUGCUACAUCUCACCAACCUAAAGAUCUUCGACCUAUCGUUCAACAAUAUAAUGAGAAAAGAGGAGAAAUUGAACAAGAGUUGAUACAAAACGAGAUGGAGUCGUUAGAUCAUCAUCGCCAUGUUGAAGCAACAACAGAGAGGGCGGAAGUGAUUUACAAACAAUCCACCCAGAGUAAAUGGGCCAAAUAUAAUCCCGAAGCAUCUUCAUCAACAGCACUCCAUCAGCAAUUUUCGGACGAUGAAGAGCAAGACUCUUCUGACGUGCAAGUGAUCACAUCGCUACCACAGAAGGAGAAGAAGAAACGGAACAACACUAGCAAGACUAACAGCUCAUCAGCUAGUUCUAGAAGGAAACGAAAAACCAAGAACAAUGAUGAGGACUCGGAAAAUGAUGACAGAAAUGAUUUGGAUGAUGAUUAUUCAUUCAUCCCUGAUGAAGAUAAGGCUUAUUUUGAACCCUCGCAAAAGAAGACCAAACAAUCAUCUCGCGCUUCAAAAUUGAGUAAUGAAGAUGAUGAUGAUGAAACCGUCCCAUCCAAGCCACCCCCAAAACCAGCGAUCAAAACAACAUCAUCCUCAAAGUGGUCCAAAUACCUUUGA
Naegleria lovaniensis is the source of this 726-nucleotide messenger RNA. RefSeq lists its product as uncharacterized. The record is from RefSeq and is a predicted model, not a curated record. The transcript has a single exon. Bases 1 to 726 code for a protein of 241 amino acids. Gene Ontology annotation, molecular function: chromatin binding. Gene Ontology annotation, cellular component: nucleus. Gene Ontology annotation, biological process: mitotic G2 DNA damage checkpoint signaling. NCBI's taxonomy places the organism in Eukaryota, Heterolobosea, Eutetramitea, Acrasida, Naegleriidae.